Molecule: messenger RNA, 746 nt
Organism: Temnothorax curvispinosus
Lineage: Eukaryota; Metazoa; Arthropoda; Insecta; Hymenoptera; Formicidae
Exons: 2
Coding region: 65-652 (195 amino acids)
Source: RefSeq, a predicted model, not a curated record
GCUAGCGCUCGGCAAUGCACAAAAUCUAAACGCAAUACCGAGCGAGAAGGAUUUCAAAAUUUAUAUGAUAGAAACAAAGCAUGGAGAUCCACAUCCAGACACGGGUAUUCCACCUUCUUUUGCGACAAUAAAAUCUGAAAUGAUUCUAGGUAAAAACCGCCAGUUUUUCAUUGAAAUGGGACGACCGACAAAAGUACAUUUCUCUUUAUCCCGGCUCAAUCAACUUUAUAACAUACGGAAUAAGGUAUUAUCGUGUUUUAUUGAUGACGACGUGCAAGUACCUACACAGAAGAAUGAAACUACGGAUAUGAAUUCGCAAAAUAUAGCAGUGCCGACGAAAUCGAGGAAAUUCAGUGUACCUGAUUUACAUUUAAAUACAAGACAGGUUGUAUUAUCCUUGAAGACUGACACCGGAGCAGAAAUUAUUACCAGUUUAGCAUCGUUAAACGGAAACCUAUCAACACUUCUAAGACUAGACAGAAUAUAUUCAAAUCUAUCCAUAGAUUCUUUCAUUGUAUCUGCUAUCUUAAAUGGGAAUAUCAAAGUGCUAUUAAAAUCCAUGGUGUUGCAACUUCGUAUGUGGAUUUUUGUAUGUGGACUUUUGCUUACUCGGAUCAGAACGGCUCUUAGGAGAAAUUUUAUAAAUUUAUAAACGCAAUGCUCAAUCCAGCGUAUGGGAAUCAUCGAGAUAAUAUAAUACAUAUGUCCAUUAUUCUAUCCAGAUACAUUUUAUAUAAGCCAUAAAU